ACCACCGAUCCACGACCACCCCUCACAUGCGCCACGGACACUCUCUCACGAUAACAGAUGCCCCGACCCUAAACAUCGCUACUCCACCAUCUGAAGGGCAAAGAGAAGGCUAAAAUUUCAUGUCCAUAACCGUUCGCCCGUGACGGGUACACCACCGCCGCCAUGGGACAGGGCUUCUCGCUGCAGGCGCUCUCGGCGGGGCCGGGCGGCAUAGACGUGCCUGAGCUUUCGGACCUGACGUACGAGAAAUCCAUGGGGUCGGCGCGGUUUAUGAAGAGUAUCCGAGCGCGCCAUGACGAUGGCGUGGUGCUGGUGAAGGUUGUCGUUAAGCCGUAUGUGAUGAAGCUUGACAAGUAUAGGAAGAGGAUUAUCGAGGAACGAGCGGCGCUGGCGGAUAUACCGAAUGCUCUGGGCUACGAGCGGAUUAUAGAGACGGAGAAUAAUGGAUACCUGGUUCGACAGUACCUCUACAGCUCAUUAUAUGAUCGCAUGAGCACGAGGCCGUUCCUGGAAGAUAUAGAGAAGAAAUGGCUGGCAUUCCAGCUGCUAUGCGCUCUACGUGAUUGCCAUGCGAGAGAUAUCUUUCACGGCGACAUCAAGACCGAAAACACCCUCGUCACAUCGUGGAACUGGUUAUACCUGUCCGAUUUCUCAUCCUCGUUCAAGCCCACGACACUUCCUGAGGAUAACCCUGCCGAUUUCUCCUACUUCUUCGAUACCGCGGGAAGGAGAACGUGUUACCUUGCACCCGAGAGGUUUCUAAGCCCAGGCCAAGAGGCUGAUCCAAAGGCUAGUAUAACUUGGGCCAUGGAUGUCUUCAGCGCCGGUUGCGUGAUUGCGGAACUCUUCCUGGAAUCGCCAAUCUUUAAUCUGAGCCAGCUUUACCAAUACAAGAAGGGCGAAUAUGAUCCUCUGACUCGAAUUAACGGCAUCGCAGAUAAGGACAUACGCGACCUGGUAGCCCACAUGAUCCAGCUCGAACCCGAGGCGAGGUAUUCUGCGGAAGAAUACCUGAAUUUUUGGAGGAAUAAGGCGUUUCCGGAAUAUUUUUACGGCUUUUUGCAUCAGUAUAUGGGCGUGAUUACCGACCCCACGUCAGGGCGAGCACCUAUUACUGGCUCCUCAGUAAACCUAGGCGAAGCGGAUGACAGGAUUGACCGAAUCUACUAUGAUUUUGACAAGAUAUCGUACUUUCUGGGCUACCAGAACUCCAGAUCAGAAGGAGAGGAACAUCGGCUUAAUGCUUCACAGUUUAGGCUCCAGCUCCUCCCUGUGCAUUUAAGCAUCCCAAACAACGAUCACCAGAUCUCGAGCUCUGGAAGCCGACCUGAGGAUGAUGGGACUCUGAUAUUCUUGACAGUCGUUGUAUCAUCAGUGCGGAACACAGCACGAGCAGCCACACGGGCGCGGGCUUGCGAUCUCCUCCUUGCUUUCGCUGAACGCCUAACAGACGAAGCCAAGCUAGACCGAGUUCUCCCAUACAUGGUUUCGCUGUUAAACGACAAGUCUGACAUCGUCAAAGUUAGUGCAAUUCGCACACUCACCCAGCUUAUGACGAUGGUCAAGGUGAUCUCGCCAGUGAAUGCCCACGUCUUCCAAGAAUACAUACUGGAUCGCAUGGCUCCAUUCCUCGCAAACACGAAGACAAACCCGAGCCCGAUCGUUAGAGCAACGUACGCGGCAUGCCUGGGAAGCCUUGCAACAGCCGCAUCCCGAUUUCUAGAUAUGGUGGCAACGCUGAAAGCUGAUGGGUCGCUGCCUACGAUUGACCCAGAAGCAGAUGGGAAUGCACCGGUUCUCUAUGGACUCUUUGACAGCGCCCGCGCGGAGCUGAUAGAGAUAUUCGAGACGCACACCAAGGCGCUCAUUACGGAUGGCGACUCGUCGGUGAGGCAGGCAUUUCUGGGCUCCGUCCCGGAGCUGUGCAUGUUCUUCGGGACUGCGGACUCCAACGAUAUUAUCCUGAGUCAUUUGAACACAUACCUUAAUGGCAGGGAUUGGGAGCUGAAGUGCGCUUUCUUUGAGACUAUCGUCGGUGUUGCAACGUUUCUUGGUGGCGUGACACUAGAGGAGUUUAUCUUGCCAUUGAUGGUACAGGCCCUCACCGACCCGGAAGAGUUUGUCGUUGAAAAAGUCCUGCGGUCGCUUGGCCACAUGGCCGAACUCGGUCUAUUCCAACGGUCGAAGACCUGGGAGCUAGUCGACGUUGUGGGCCGCUUCACUAUGCACCCGAAUAUUUGGAUUCGUGAGGCAGCAGCUAUGUUCAUAUCAUCGUCAACUAGCUUCUUAUCGAUGGCGGAUAGGCAGUGUAUAGUGCUACCAUUAAUAAGGCCGUACCUGAAGAGCGACAUUAGGGACUUCUCGGAGUUGAGGCUUCUUGAUGCCUUGAAGAAGCCACUUCCUAGACCUGUACUUGAUCUGGCGAGUAAUUGGGCAUUGAAGGUUGAUCGGGGCGUGUUUUGGAAAUCUGCACCCAAGCAGAAAACAUUCUCGUUUGGAUCUUCGAAUCAUACUAUUCCGUCUUUCUCGGCCAAAGAUACGACGCAGAAUGCUCUGGCCAAGGUCCCCAAAAACGAGGAAGAUGAGCACUGGAUUGUACGACUACGAACCCAGGGAAUGAUGGCCGAGGACGAGUUUAAGCUGGUCGCCCUGCAAGAAUAUAUUUGGAAAACGUCUCAUUUGAAGACGAAAGAGCCGGUUAAGCACCCUGAGUAUUUGAAUGAGGUGAUAAACCUGCGGAAGUUUGGUAUUACGCCUCAAACCGUCAUGUUUGACGAAGGAUUUGAAGAAGCCCCUGGAAGUGGCAAAUCACCUUCAGUAGAUGCCGACAAGACGACCCACACUAUCGCCGAUGCAUUACUCGAUGCUUCGCUGACGAUAGAUGAUACGUCGUCUCGAUGGAGACAGAAGGGAUAUAGCAACCACCAGGCGCGCUUGGAAGAACACAAUUCGACACUAUCUGCGUCUGAUAAAGGAUCUAAAGAACCAUCCCCUGCGAGAUCACCACCAGGCAAUGCUAUGCAGAAUGCGAGACAAAGUUCUGCUGCGAACCAAAGGCAAAGACCGACUUCUGACCAGUCAAGAGAGCCCCGUAGCAGUGGCAGAGCAAGCGAUGAUGAUUCUGUGUCAAUUACAAGCACUAGACGUGGCGGCCGACAGCAGCCGUCAAAUGGUGCUAUGUCUCUCCUCGGCCGGAACGAUACAGCCAAGUCUUUCCCUAAAACGAGCACUACAUCUACAAAUGCCUUUGGUAGAGUUGAAGGCCCAUUUAAGGGUACUAGCCACCCGGCAGCUGAUCAUGAUCUCAUGCAAAAGACUGAGGAGGCCAAGAAGAAGGAUAUCAAGUAUCGCGCGGCGCACACAUAUUCUGGCAAUGACCCCAGCAUCCUUCAGAUGCUUGACGCCAUGUAUGUUGAGAAUUAUCCAGACAACGUGCUUGAAUUCGGUCCUAUGGUUACGCCUGUCAGCCGACGCAAACCCGUCCAAAGAAGCAAUAUACAAGCAGUUGAAAAGCCAUGGAAGCCUGUUGGCAUACUUGUAGCACAGUUCUCUGAGCAUUCUGGGCCUAUUAAUCGAGUUGUUGUGGCGCCAGACCACAUGUUCUUCCUCACCGGAGGCGAUGACGGGACUGUCAAGUUGUGGGAUACCGGCAGACUCGAAAGAAACAUCGCACAUCGGUCACGGCAGACUCAUAGGCAUGCAGCGGGGGCUAAAGUGAAGGCAUUGUGCUUCAUAGAGAACACGCACUGCUUCGCAAGCUGUGCAACUGACGGGAGUGUCAAUGUUGUUAAGGUCGAUUUUGUAUACCGGACUGGUGUCGCCUCUGCCCGGUAUGGAAAGCUCAAGGUCAUCCGCGACUACCAGCUACCAAAGGACGAGUAUGUUGUUUGGUGCGACCACUUCCGCGUCGAAACGAGCUCAGUAUUGAUGCUAGCGACCAACAAGUCGCGCAUCAUUGCCCUAGAUCUGCGAACCAUGACGAUCCUCUACGAGCUGGAGAAUAACGUACACCAUGGUUCUCCGACGUGUUUCCUUGUGGAUAGAAAGCGGCAAUGGAUCUUGAUUGGUACUUCUCAUGGCAUUCUUGACUUAUGGGAUCUAAGAUUCAGGAUUCUGGUGCGGAGUUGGGGAGUGCCAGGCGCGACCUCUAUUAGCCGCAUAUGCUUCCAUCCGUAUAGGGGGAGGGGUAAAUGGGUAUGUGUCUCUGGUGGGAAUGCCCAUGGAGAGAUAACGGCAUGGGACUUGGAGAAGUUUCAAUGCAGGGAGGUGUACCGUUCAGGAGGCGGCGAAGAUAGACCCCCAAGAUCUUAUGACCCUUGGCCGGUCGACGAUGACAAGCCAGAGAGCAUGCUGGAGCGCUUUGCAGCUACGCAUGACCUCACUACAAGCAAUGCGUCUGCCCAGGGAGCCUGCGCUAUGGUCACAGGGACAGAUGCAUACGAAGACGGCUCGGAGUUGAAGUAUGGGUUCAUCAUUGCCGGUGGGGCGGACAGAAAACUGCGGUUCUGGGAUAUGGCAGAUUCAAAGCACUCUGAGAUCCUUAGCGGGCAGGAGAUUGAUGACCCCAAGCCUGUUUACACGAUAUCGAGGCCCACCACUGGACUCAUAGUGAAUGUCGAAAGGCUGCCUCGGCCGCAACCCACGGCGCAAAACGCAGCCGCUGGAUCUCGAAGUUCGUCGAGUAAUAGUAAGGGCCAGGACAAAAAGUCGUCGCGGCCUACGGUGAUGUCGUUGCACCAGCAGUUGUUGCUCAGGACGCAUCUUGAUGCGAUUACUGACGUUGCACUGAUUGAGGCUCCGUAUGGAAUGACGGUUUCUGUGGACAGAUCUGGGUGCACAUAUGUCUUUCAAUGAGUGUUUAGGAGUACUGGAGACGGAGUUAUAGAUUUGCAUGGGGAGAGUUGAAUGGCGCAGAGGUUGUAUAGAUACCAAGGAUACAUUUAGUGAAAUAUUAUUAUACAGUUUUAGACAUG
Messenger RNA from Pseudogymnoascus verrucosus, 4973 nucleotides. It is a transcript of the gene VPS15, whose product is annotated as Serine/threonine-protein kinase. The coding region runs from base 163 to 4854 and encodes 1563 amino acids. Gene Ontology annotation, molecular function: protein binding; protein serine/threonine kinase activity; ATP binding. The record is from RefSeq and is a predicted model, not a curated record. The transcript has 2 exons. Lineage: Eukaryota; Fungi; Ascomycota; Leotiomycetes; Thelebolales; Thelebolaceae. Gene Ontology annotation, cellular component: phosphatidylinositol 3-kinase complex, class III, type II; nucleus-vacuole junction; late endosome. Gene Ontology annotation, biological process: protein phosphorylation; protein targeting to vacuole; macroautophagy.